Messenger RNA from Sorex araneus (European shrew), 6365 nucleotides. It is a transcript of the gene CEP68, whose product is annotated as centrosomal protein 68. Bases 174 to 2234 code for a protein of 686 amino acids. Lineage: Eukaryota; Metazoa; Chordata; Mammalia; Eulipotyphla; Soricidae. The record is from RefSeq and is a predicted model, not a curated record. The transcript has 7 exons.
CAGGUCCCGCCCUAAACGCGCCAGGCACGGGCGAAGGGACCGUGAUCUCCGUCCGGGACCCCUGCUUCGAGGCCGCCGCAUGGGGCUGCCGCAGCCGGGGACGCCCGCUGCAAGCCCGCUCCGCGCGUCCGAAACGCUCGAGGCACGGGAGCUGAAGCCUGAGCACCAGGCCCAUGGCCCUGGGGGAAGAACAGGGGGUCGCCCCCGAAGCCGAGCCCUCCAGCCGAUGGACAUGCAAGCAGCAGGAGGGGGACUCCCUGAGCCCCCUGAGCAAGGAGCAGCCGCUCCGCCUGGAAGCUGAGGGGGGCCCUGCCUCCCCCGUGUGGGGGGCCGAGGGGUGCCUGGCGCCUGCCUGCAGCAGUGGGGCAGUCUCCCAGCUGCAGGCCGACAGCCCUGGCCGUGAGCCCACCCCCAGGUGCCUGGUACCUCCAGGGGAGCCACUACUGCCUGCUCAAGGACAGAUGGAGGAGGCCAGGCCCUCUGCCCCCGAGGUGUGCCCUCAGAGCCCCGCUGUGGCAGAAACGACAUCCCUUUGCUCAGGACACGGCGCUGACACAGAGGAGUACCCGUCAAGGUGGAGGGCGGCGGGGAGCCCCCGGGCUGCUGGCCCUCUGUGUGUCGGCAGCAGUCUCCGCGAUGCUUCCCCCGUCCAGGUGGCCUCCUCCUGGGAGCUGGUGGUCCCGCCGGGCACCCCGUCUGCCCUGGGCCCGGGCCCUCAGCUGCAGUGGUCGUCACAGCCCCUGUCCUCCGGCGUUGAGGAGCCCGCGCUGGGCAGAAGACGCCUUUCCUUCCAGGCUGAGUACUGGGCCUGCGUGCUGCCAGACUCGCUGCCCCCCUCCCCUGACCGCCGCUCCCCGCUCUGGAACCCCAACAGGGAGUACGAAGAGCUGCUGGACUACACCUACCCGCUGAGGCCCAGCUCUCAACUCCGGAAGCACCGUGCCUGCCGUGUGCCAGCUGACCCGGCCCUGCAGGACUCCGGGGUGGACCUGGACAGCUUCUCUGUCUCCCCAGCGAGCACCCUCAAGUCCCCCGCGAACAUCUCCCACGGCUGCCCACUAGCAGAGGCAACUGCCCUGUCAUUCUCGGGGCCCGCUGAGCCCCACCUCAAGCGGCGGCCCUCCAGAGCACCCCCGAAACAGGGUGGCCCGGGGCUCACAUCAGGGGCCCAGUUUGCCUCGACCCCCAUUGCCACCAGCAGUCGGGAUGGUCCCCAGGAGAGCCGAGAGCCAGUCCCGAGGCGCCCAGCGGCCUGCCUGCCCAGGGACAGACGCCUUGAGCUGGGCGCCCAGCUGAAGACCUGGAACAGGCCCGCACCCCGGCCAGGAAGCGAGAAGGGGGGCCAGCAGAGUGAGGGGCGCUCCGGAUGGCGAGCUGAAGUGGAGGUGGAGAGUGACGACGAGUACCUCGCCCUGCCCACUCGGCUUACGCAGGUCUCCGGCCUGGUCGCAUACCUGGGUUCCAGCCCUACCCUGGGGAGCCCGCCCCCGGGGGCUGCCAACGCUCAGAGCUCCUUUGGGGCCUCGGACAGCGAGGGGCCCACUUCCCUCCCGUCAGACUCCAGCCAAAGCCAGCUCCCCUCCAGGGCGGCCCUCAGAGGGGCCAGAGCCCCAGCGGGACAGAGCCCCUGUUUCCUACGCCCCUCUGUCCAGGCUCGGGACUCUGCGGGGGCUCCGGGUGUAGUCAGCAGCCAGGCUCGGGGAGUCUCUGCCGGACUGCUGAGGGCGGCCGCCUGCCUGGAGGUCGCAUCGAGCCCAGAAGUGGGAGGUCCGCCUCGAGAGGGAGAGCAGGGGAGAGAAUCGUUGCUGCAAUGUGUGAAGACAUUCUGCUGUCAGCUGGAAGAGCUGAUCCUCUGGCUGUAUACUGUAGCAGACAUUACCAACCACUUGGCACCACCCAAGUCCAAUCUUACAGGUCUCAAGUCUUCUCUGCAGCUUUACCGGCAAUUUAAGAAAGAUAUAGAUGAGCACCAGCCCCUAACAGAGAGCAUCUUACAGAAAGGAGAAAUUCUUCUUCAGUGCCUGUUGGAUAAUACCCCAGUGUUAAAGGAUGCCCUCGAGAGAAUCUCCCAGCAGCCCAGCAUGCUGGAGAGUCACGCAGAUCACCUGUAUGACUCCCUCCUUGCCUCUCUGGAUGUGCUGGCUGGCUGCACUCUCAUCCCCGACAGUACACUGAGGACACAUCCAGAUACAGACCUGAAGUUCAGCCUGUCAUCUCCUCAGGCAGAGACAUAAUCUACCAGUCAAAAUCCAGAUGGUGGGAAACUUUCAGGAAGUUCUUCAGUAAGAGCCAUGUUAACACUGAACUAUCAAGAGGGAAACAACUCUAAUGUACUAGAGCUUUAGAAUGCCUUUCUCUUCCCUUAAGUAAGGUUGUUGAGUUAACUUUUUUUUUUUUUAAAUUUAAAACAAAUUCUUCCAAACUAAGGUUUUUCCUUUUGGUGCUUCUCUACAAAUACAAUCUGGCUUUGCAGUUUUGAUAAAAUGAUAGGAAGAUUGUUUUUAUUCUAAACCUUUAUCCAGUUUAAAAAAAAAAAAAAGAAGGAGCCGAGAAAUAAUAAAGGAGUUAAGAUGUUUGCUUGCAUGUGGCCAGUGCCACGUUUAGUCCCUGGCACCACAUGGUCCCUUGAGCAUCCACAGGUGUGGUCUGAAUAACCCUUGGCACCAGAGCAACACUGCAUCCUUGGCUCCCUGACCCAAGUGUCUGAAAUUACAGGUACAUGCUCCAGCUCUGCCCAGAGAGCAAACAAACCCUAAAACUACCUGCUAAGAUAAUUUAAAGGGGCCAGAGAUCACAACAGAUAGAGGCUUGUCUUGCAGGCAGCCAACCCAGGUUCAGUCCCAUAACAGCACCUCGUGUUCCCCCAAGCUCACGAGGACUGAUCUCUGAGCACAGAGCCAGGAGUAAGCCCUGAGUACUGCCAUCUGUGGCCCUACAUCUGGCAUACAACAGUGCCAGAGAUAGGCCAUGUGUGUUCUGUCCAGUGCUCCCCCCAUCACCAACCCCCCACUCCUAAAGUAGAAUAUUCCCACUUGGCAUGAUUCGGCAUGUAAUUUUUUGAUCCUGGGAAUACUUUUUUUUUAAUUACAUAUAAAUUGUGUUCCCUGACCUAAAAAUAUCUACCUAUAUAUAUAGAUCAAUGCUGGCAAAAGUACAGCAAGUAGGGCACUUGCUUUGCAUAAUGCCAGCCCAGGUUUGAUGCCCCUGCCAGGAGUGAUUGCUGAGCACUGCCAGGUGUGGCUCAAAAAUACAAAAAAACAGCCUGCCAAAUAUGAUGGCUGUACUUCAAGAGAGAGGGAAAAGCUUGUACUUACUCAUUUUAGAACCCAAGCGACUGAAAAAGUGAAAGGUCAGGAAGGUUACAAAAUAAAGCUUAUUAGGUUUAUAAGCUACUCAAGAUACUAGGAGAGACUUUAACCCUCCAGAUUAAUAGACUGUUACAAUCAAAUGAAUCUCUACAAAAUAUCUGGGACUGCAUCUUUAAGACUUAAGGAUCCAUCUGUCUACCUAAGUAAUACCUUAAAACAAAAUGUGAUGGGGAAAACAAUUGGCAAAGGGUAGGUAAAUCAGUAGAUGAGCAGAAACAGCUUUGGACUAACUGCCUAUCCACCUUAAGGGUUCCACUAGGAUGAUGCAUCCAUCCUUACUGGCCUCCUCCUCCCCAUCCCCCUUGGACAAGUAGCUCAAGGUCAGGGAAGGGAAGAGUAUCUGUAGCAUUACCCAGCCUCAUUAACUACAGAAACUAAGGCUAAAAAUACACUGUAGGAGAGGACAAAAAGGACCUCAUUGUUGAUGAGGAGUAGACCUUUAAGUAACCUGAUAGGAAAAAAACUGUUUAAGCAGACACUUAAAGAGUCAAUUCUUUGUCUUGUGUUUGGUUCUGUGAUUUAAACCCAGGAGUUCACACAUGUGCAGGCAAAUACUCUAAGGCUGAGCUAAUUCUAUAAUGUUUUAAAGCAAAAUGACUGGCUAAAUGCUGGUAACCAAGUUAUGCAAAAACAAAAGCAUGACUUUCUCCAUUUUUGAAAAAGGUUAACUGAGUCAUGAACAUGGGAGGAAAAUACAUCCCCCUUAACCCCCUCCCCAGCCUCCUGUCUGGUAAUAUAAUGGGCUAAGGCUUAAGAAAGAGUUUUUCAUACUUACAGGCCAAGGUAAGCACCUAAAAACCUUUAAUUUAAACUCGAUUCUCACCUGAGGAGGGUGCUUAACCUUAUUAACAAAAUGAACAAAUCAUCUUGAACUUAACCUUAUUAAUGAGAUGAACAAAUCAUCUUGAACUCAGAGCAUAAUUUUGGAACACUAUGCAGACCUGUAAUAGCCUCUCAAAACAAAACUAAAUUAAAGAAAUUUAGGGCUUCAGAGUUGGGAACUAAACCACACAAACGUUUAUGCAGUGCCAGGGCUUGACCCUAGGGCCUCACACAUUAAACAUGCACUCUACCACUCGGCCAGUAUCCCCCAGUCCUAAGCCACACGGUCUUAUUAAUAUUGCCUUGUGCAUCUUAUGAGUUAUUAAUUUUCUUCUUUAUAGUAUCUCAAACUUUUUAGCAACUGGAAAAUAUUUAAAGAUUAACUAUAAAGCACUAGGUAAGAUUCAAUAAUAGCAUAUAAAAUGGGCUAUUUCAAGUGCCUGGAUUUACUGGAUUUACCACUAUGCUUAAGAGUAUGAUCAAAAUUUUUUAUUUAAAUACACUGAGAUUUUUUAAAAUGAAAUCAUUUUUGGAAGAAUUAGAUUUCUGAUGAUAGCUGAUGAUGCUCUGGGUUUGCUCGCAGUGGUGCUGGGGGCAGACAUGUGGAACCAGGGGUCAAACAAGGAUUGCCAGCACCAAGGCAAGUGCCUUAACUCUUUUAUUAUCUCCGGCCCCCAUAACAUUUUUUAAAUGCCCAAGAUUGGUAUUAAAAAUACUUAUAUCUGAUGGUAUCUUUACUUAAAUUGACAUAUAUUUUACCUUUUCUUUGCUAUGGCUAUAUAUUGGUACAUGCCUUCCCACAGGAUAACUUUUAGGAGCUAAGGCCAUUUACUAAUAUUUGAUAGGCAUGAAAAUAGCUCUUUUGUUAGCCAAAAAAAAAAAAAAAUCCAAAAAGUUUCAAGGAAAGUAUUAGUUUACUGAGUUGUCUAGGAUAUUUUUGUUCAUUUUCUUUGAAAUAAGGUACGGUCAAGGGUGCUAUCUGGAUCUAGCUGUCAAUGUCCCCACGGUGCAGCAGCACACUAUAAUUUUAUCUAAAGUGGUGCUUUAACAAGUCUUAAGACCUCCCCUGAAAUCAAGCUAAAAUUGUUUUUAGCCUAGAAAGAUGCCACCAGCAGAAAGGAUUCCAUGUGCAGGUGUGGCCAGGCUGAGUCAAGUAUCCUGGCUGGGCGUUUUACCUGUAGUAAAAUUCCACAGUACUUGUUUAAACGGAUAGAACUGAACUCCACAGGGAAAAUAGAGUACUAAAAGCUGGACUGGCAGUGUUGACAUAUGGCUGCUACUCUAAGCUCCCAGUUCUAAGUCAAUAUAGGGCAGUUUUGAAGUUUAAAUGGGAACAUAAAAUUUUUGCUGCAUAAAGAAAAUUUUAGUCAGUGGUGGCUUUCAUUCUGCAGGGUUUUCUAGUGCUUGUCACUGCUUAGGUUUGGAAGACUUCAUUUGUGCAAGUUAAUUUGUGGUCGCCAAUUAUAAUUAAAACAAUAAUCAGCGCUAUCCUUUGUAAAGAAACGAAUUGUAAAGAAAAAAAUGAAAUUUUCUUUUUUGGGAGGAUUAGAUUUUAUUAAACUAUUAAAACCACUGGCUUGAGUUGUUUGUAUUUGGAAAUGGAAUUAGAAAUGUUUUCAAAACUGAAUUUGUUGGCAUUUCAUAAAAGCUAAUAUGCAGCAUGCUGUAGUGUCUUUUGCUAAGACUCAAACUGUUGACUGUCAUGAAGAAAAUAAUCGAAUUUUCAAAAUUAAGUAUGUAAAUACACUUAACCUUACAUUUAUGUUACUUUUUGCUAACACCCAAGUUUGAAUAAAGUUGCUUAAAAGUGCAUGGCAUUACACUAACAUUUGUAUCAGUUGAUCUAUGUCGAAAAUUGUCUCUGAACUCCUUCCCCCAUUGUAUUGUACUGAUAAGGCAAAAAAUAAAUCUAUUUGAAGUAUUAAAAGAAAGAUCUUUUCCCAAACACCCACUGUUAACGUCAGGAAUUUUCCAGCUGCCUUAUAAAAGGAUAAAUAGAUCCAACAAGCACGUCUAUAAUACAAAGUAAACUAUGAUUUUAUUGUGAAAUUCUCAUAGAUGGAAAAUGUAAUUUGAAUAUUAUGUCCAUUUCGUUUUACAAUAAUCUUACCACUUAUUUUUGUACCAUGUAUUUCAGUUGCCUGUUUGUGAAAAUAAAGGAACCUAUUAAUUUUU